Messenger RNA from Planococcus citri (citrus mealybug), 1365 nucleotides. Its product is annotated as solute carrier family 25 member 16-like. The record is from RefSeq and is a predicted model, not a curated record. Bases 64 to 1002 code for a protein of 312 amino acids. Gene Ontology annotation, biological process: mitochondrial coenzyme A transmembrane transport. NCBI's taxonomy places the organism in Eukaryota, Metazoa, Arthropoda, Insecta, Hemiptera, Pseudococcidae. Gene Ontology annotation, molecular function: coenzyme A transmembrane transporter activity. The transcript has 7 exons. Gene Ontology annotation, cellular component: mitochondrial inner membrane.
GUAUGUGUACCUAGAAUGUCUUGAAGUUCUGCACCAUUCUGUACUUAAUGCAAUAAUUUCAUCAUGAGUAGCGACAAGGAUCUGAAUUUCGUUUUAAAAUCACUUCUAGCUGGAGGAGUUGCUGGAAUGUGCUCAAAAACAGCUGUAGCUCCUUUGGAUAGAAUUAAAAUCUUAUUACAAGCUCACAAUGAUCAUUACAAAAAAUUUGGAGUGUUUACCGGUCUGAAAGAAAUCGUGAAAAGGGAAUCUUUUUUCGCCUUGUAUAAAGGAAAUAAUGCUCAGAUGGUUCGUAUAUUUCCUUAUGCAGCAACUCAGUUCACCUCCUUUGAACUGUACAAAAGUUUUUUAACUUCGGUUAUGGGAAAUAAAUCCCACGUGGCCAAAUUCUUGAGUGGAUCAUUAGCAGGAGUCACUGCUGUAGCAUUAACCUAUCCAUUGGAUACGAUUAGAGCACGAUUAGCAUUUCAAGUAUCAGGACAGCACAGGUACCGGGGAAUAGUUCACACAGCUGUGAGCAUUGUUAAGCAAGAAGGAGGAAUUCGCGGGUUAUACAGGGGAUUCUUACCAACUUUAUGCGGUAUGUUUCCGUACGCUGGAUUCUCUUUUUAUACUUUUGAAAUGUUGAAAUAUAGUUGUAUGAAGUACGCACCUCAGUGGACUUGUACUCCGUGUAAUCGUAACACAGGAGGAGUAGUUUUGACGGUUCCUGCUAAGCUUCUUUGUGGCGGUUUCGCCGGAGCCAUAGCACAAAGCUUUUCUUAUCCUCUAGAUGUAACCAGGAGGAGAAUGCAGUUAGCUAUGAUGAACCCCGAAACGCAAAAAUUUGGGAAAGGUAUGGUAAGCACAUUGGUUGAAAUCUAUCAAUCAAAUGGAGUUGUUCAUGGCUUAUAUCGAGGCAUGAGUAUAAAUUAUUUGCGAGCCAUACCUAUGGUAGCAGUUUCGUUUUCAGUUUACGAACUCAUGAAGCAAACAUUACAACUCGAUACCGGAAUGAAACUAUAAAGCGAAAGGCUAAAAAUAUGAAUGCAUUUAAACAUGGGUCAUUUCAUAAUCAAAAUUCAAUCCUUUUGAAAAAAUUGAUACGUUUAGCUUGAUAUUCCUAAGCUAUAAUUUUCUUUCCUCGUUUUCCCAGUUUUUUUUCUCUCAUCAAUUUUCCUGUUUUCGAACAAGAUCUUUUGAUUAUCGUGUGGUUUUAUGUUACAAUGUUGUUUGGUUCAUUAUUGGUGUUGUGGGUUUCAUGUUCCGUAUUGUAUACCUAAAUCUUUGUGUUUUUUUUUAUCCAAUUAAGCGCACAAUUUUAAUUUUUAAUGCGAAAAGACUGAAAUGUAAUGAAAUUAAAUUUCGUAUUUGGUGUGUUUUAAUUAA